This is a messenger RNA of Xiphias gladius (swordfish), 4925 nucleotides long. RefSeq names its product glyceronephosphate O-acyltransferase (gene gnpat). Gene Ontology annotation, biological process: ether lipid biosynthetic process. The transcript has 17 exons. NCBI's taxonomy places the organism in Eukaryota, Metazoa, Chordata, Actinopteri, Istiophoriformes, Xiphiidae. The coding region runs from base 91 to 2142 and encodes 683 amino acids. Gene Ontology annotation, molecular function: glycerone-phosphate O-acyltransferase activity. Gene Ontology annotation, cellular component: peroxisomal membrane; mitochondrial membrane. The record is from RefSeq and is a predicted model, not a curated record.
GUUAUAACAAGAGGCAGAGCCUCACACUUAUUCGUGCAGGUGUAACCUCACUGGAUGCGGCGUCUAUGUGCUUACGAAGAGUGAUAAAGCAUGGCAUCCAAAGCUAUUUACUCGCAUACAGACCCUAUGCUGAAGAAAAGAGAUGACUUUGAGGACAUUCUGGAGGAGAGGAGGAACUCCAGCGACCUUAGAUACGCGCUCAGAUGCUACACUCCCGUUCUCUACAAAGGAGUGUCCCCCUGCAAAGCCGGCACGCUGAAGACCAUGGUGCUCCAGUGCGACCAGCUACGCUACGUCGUCAGUCAGGUGUCGAAAGAGACAGGCAGGGCCUUUGAUGACGUCCAGGAGGAGGCCUCGGCCAUCUUGGAGGAGAUGGCCCACCGCCUGCAGCUCAGCACCGUUCGCUUCUUCGCCUUCACACUCAGCAAAGUCUUUAAAACCUUGUUCAGGAGCAUCUGUGUCAAUGAAGAGGGCAUCCAGAGGCUCCAACAGGCCAUUCAGGAGCACCCGGUAGUCCUACUACCCAGUCACCGCAGCUACAUGGACUUCCUGUUGAUGUCAUACAUCCUGUACACCUACGACCUGGCUCUACCUGUCAUUGCUGCCGGCAUGGAUUUCAUGGGGAUGAAGUUUAUUGGGGAGAUGCUGCGGAUGUCCGGAGCUUUCUUCAUCCGGCGGUCGUUUGGUGGGGACAAGCUGUACUGGGCCGUCUUUUCAGAAUACGUCAAGACCAUGCUUAAGAAUGGAUUUGCUCCAGUUGAAUUUUUCCUAGAAGGGACCAGAAGCCGAACGUGCAAGUCCUUGACUCCAAAGUUAGGUCUGUUAAAUAUAGUGAUGGAUCCGUUCCUUAAAGGGGAAGUGUUCGAUGUUAGCUUGGUCCCGGUCAGUAUCAGCUACGAGAGGAUCUUGGAGGAGGCACUCUAUGCCAGAGAACUGCUGGGUGUACCCAAACCCAAAGAGUCCACUUCAGGUCUGUUUAAGGCCAGGAAGGUCCUCAGUGAAGACUACGGCAGUAUCCAUGUGUACUUUGGUCAGCCGGUGUCCGUCAGAAGUUUAGCCGAGGGCAGAGUUAACCGCUGCCAGUUCAACCUGAUACCAAGACACAUCCCCAACAGGCCUAGUGGGGACAUCCACAGCUUUGUGAAUGACUCGGCCUACAGGCUGGUCCGGGCCCAGGAGGAGAACAUGGUCCUGAAGCCGUGGGUCCUUCUGGCCUCCCUGCUGCUCCAGAACCACCACCAGAGCCGGGCGUCGGGGCAGAACCAGGGGGUGGCCCUGGAUGAGCUGACUGAACAAGCUGUGUGGCUCAGAGAUCUUUCCCGACAGUACGGAGCCUUCCUCCACUGGCCUGACCACAUUCCUCCAUCAGAAGUGGUCUCCUCCAGUCUUUCCCUUCAUCGGGGUCUGGUGAAGAUCUCUGAGGGCAGAGUCCAGCUGGCGUUGGAACAAAGACAAGCGGGGCCAGGGGAGCCUGGCAGCGCUGUUACCCCCGAGGAGGAGCUCUUGAGCCAGGCAGUCAUCUUACUCUCCUCUGCCUCCUACAGGAACCAGGCACUGCACGUCUUCCUCCGACCGGCGCUGCUGGCCUCGGCCAUCCACACCGCCUCCUCCAGCAAGAAACAGGAGGUCUUUAACAGCUUCAGCUUCAUCAGAAACAUGUUCUCCAACGAGUUCAUCCUCUGUCCCGGAGCUACAGUGCAGGACUUUGAGGAGGCCUGUUACCUCCUGGCGAAGACCGGAGCUCUGCAGGUUACCCAGCAGGAGGUUCUGGUGACGGAAAGGGGACAAAGAACACUGGUCUUCCUCACCAGUAUGCUAGAUCCCUUCCUACAAGGAUACCAGGUGGUGUGCAGGUUCCUGUGUGAAGAGGCCACCGAGGCGCUGACAGAAAAACAGUUUAUUCCUGCCGUCCGGAAGUUCAUCAUCAAACAUCUUCUAGCAGGUAGACUGAGAUACACUGAGGUGCUGUCGUCCGACCUCCAGAAGAACGCCCUGGCAGCCCUGCUCAGGCUCGGGGCAGUACGGAAGAUCAAGGGAGCGGAGCCGGGCACUUUAAAGGUCAACAAGGUGAUGGUGAACUCACUGGAAGACACUCUGGGAGGAAAACUCCCCACUCAGAAAGCCGUCGUCGCUCGCCUCUAACUCAGCGCCCGGGGACUGAGAGGGUUCGAGUCUCCGGGUGGUACAGUACGCGUCGGCCCGCCUUAUCACGGAGGAAGUCCAACCAAACUGCUUUCUAUGAGAGGUGGAGCUAAAGCCAUCUGGAGACAGCGCAACCCCUUUUCCUUCCUUUUCCUUUUUCUUUGAUUUCUCUCUCUUCUCCCCUCACCUCCCUUUUCAAAAUGCCUUUUUCUUCGUAAGAAUCUUCUAUUGAAAAUCUUUUAUACACGAACAUAAAAACCAGAUGAAGAGUAAGGUCUUUGAGGGUAUAUCGCUUUUGGCUCUUUCUGAAUAACUAAUCUUUUGUAGCUUUGUGAAACUUCUGAAUGUGCCAACUCCACUCAGGGUAGUGGCCAUUUUCCAUUAAUGCAUUUGACAUGGAUCCUCUCUAACGCACAGCAUGGCUUUUCUCUUUGUGUUAUUCUCACUGUACUCUUUCAUCUAAGCUUCAGUUUGUCUCACCUUAUCUUGAGCACUUUAAUGAAUGAAUUCAUGCAAUGUGGUGUGGACCUGUAUCCUAACUGUCUUUUGGUGCACUGUUUUCUCUUUUUUUCCUCAUUUUUUCAGGGUUAUUUUGUGAAUCUAAAGUUGCUAAAACGGAUGGAUAAGAGAGUUUGAUUCUGGUUUAAAAAAAAUAUAUAUAUAUCAAUUUUUUUUUUUUUUUUUAAUAUAUUUGAGGGGAACUUGCCACAAACGCAAGGCCUACUUCAGAAAUAGCUUGUACCAGGUGUCAUUGUUCGCAGGCCUUUUGCCAACACUCCGUGCCGCACGGACAAGCAGCACGUUCGUCUUUGUUUACACAGUAGAGAUAAUGCUACAAGUCUAAUGGCAGUGUCACGUAGUUGCCAAACUCCGGUUGAGAUUUGCAGUUAGUUCCACUGAAGCACUUCCAGCUACACCAAAGGAAUACGUUUUUGUUGAAUAUUUGUUCACAGGUGGGAAUAAUUUUAAAUGUUUUCUCAUGUACUCAAGUGUAGAAUAGCGAAUGAAGUUGGUUCAUAUUUACCAAGGUUUUUUUCUUGUUUUUGUUUUUUUUGAAGUCAGGAUAAAUGCAAAGGUUGUUUAGUAUUCAACCUUUAUUUAUAUUCAAAGAAGUGAUACACACCUCAUAUGAUUUUGUACAAGGGGAGGAAGAUAAUAAAGGAAAACCGGAGCAGUAACUAACACAGAGACUCUCAGAGGAACAAUGCUAAUAAAAUGUCACUGAGGCAGAAGGAGUGUGAGACGUACCGCGCUCACGGGUAAUUCUUCUUUUAAGACUCAGGAUUACUUACUUAGCCGACACAUUGUUCAGAGGAGUGUAGUUUUUAAUCAAAGUUUCCAAAUUAAAACUGCAGUAGUUUAAAACCCCUUAUAUUGAGGCUAUUUAUUUGGAAGCUCACUAGCAGUGCAGUCCUGUUACCUUGAAAUCCCAUCUCAGUGUCAGCAGGCAGAUCGAGUUUUACUGAUACAAGCCGAGCUGCUCAGGAGGCGGGAAAAAGUCUAAUUGGCUGAGUAAAACCUCACGGCCAAACCGGCCACGGGUUCUCUGGCACUUUACCUGCAGUUUUGAUAAGAAUAUAGGUCCAAUUUUGGUUAACGGACCAUUAUUCCUGCCUUCCAAGUAAGGCAGGGCAGGGUCUGGAAAUUUUUUGACACUGGUGCCAUUGUGAUAAUAACACAAUACAUUUUUGAAAAUUCUUCUCUUUCGGGAACAUGAACAUGUUCCUCUACAAAAACCCCUAUUUCUGUGUAGCGAAAUAAGACAAAUUUCUUGAAUGCGUCAUUUUAAAAUUUGUCUCAACACAAAGCAGCCAUACAAGAGCUCUAACUACUCUGACGAAUUAACAUGUAGUCUAGAAUUUAAAAGGGGAAAACAAAGGUUUCAAUCGGGAAAUGUUUUGAGUACUUGACAACGGUUGUUACUUUUGCUUGGUACUCAAAAGGAUUGAGAUUUGAUAGCGAACCCCACCCCCCACACGGCAGCGUUCACAUGGGAUAACUGGCAAACCUCCCAGAUCCGUCGAAAACUUGCGUUGAAAGCGCCGAAGAUUGUCCUCAAAACUGCAGGAAUCUCAGAAGCCUAACUCCCAACACUUCUGUUAAAAUGUUAAAACCAAUCUGAGCUUUCUGAAGUACUGUGUUUUCAGUAGUUUCACACACCAAUACUCAGUGAACAGGUGUCAUUGAAAUAAAUAAUCAUCUGUUUUUUGUUGAUCAUCCCAAAUGUUCCUGUAAAAACAUAAGCUAAUUAUAUGAGGGGAGGUAGCUAAUACGACUCUGAUGUUCCUCCAACCAACUAUUAAAAAAACAGUAUCCAUACUAAGUUGUUUACCUUGAGGUUUAGCUUAUUUUCUAUUUUGAAACUAGCCAAGCUUUCCUAUGAAGACUUUCACUCCAAAACCAUAAAUUACCACAUAUUUUUAAAAACUGCUACCUCUGUCUUCUUUGAUCGCCAAAAUUUGCUAGAUACUCAACUUGUUCGCUUUUGAAACUCGAAGGACCUGUUCUUAGGCUUCACUCGACACCAUAGCAGCUCUGCAUCUGAGAAAUCUUUGUCGACGCGUCAUCCAAAGUGCAAGUCUACAGUUUGACUGUAUCUGUGGUUAAAUUGUCUUUUUUUUUUUUUUUCAGCAGCUUUUAUAUAAUGUCUAAAUAUUUGACGUGUGUGUGCGUGCGUGUGCGCGCCACAUUCAUGCAAAUAAUUAUGUGUGUGUGUGUUGGGUGACGCCUUUUAGUACUGAGUAUACAGGCUGAUGAAAUACAAGAGCAUGUUAAUAAAGUGU